ACAUUUGUUUCAUCACAAGACUCGAGAGGCUUGAACAUCGUUAAUAUUGUUUGUGAAGUGCGAAUUCCCACUAUAACAAGAGUGUGAUUGUGACACUCUACAACCAUUGUUAGCGACCGUCUCUAGUAGCAAAACCUUAAAAAACGAGCAACUCUUUUGACGACCAUCGUCAUAUGACCGUUCAUAGCGAUUUAAAUGCACUUCGUCGUUUAUAAUAAUUUGACAUUAAUACCCCUUUCAAUUCCAAUUUCAACUCAUAAUCAUCUCUUUUGCUUUUGUGGGCCUCUUCAAUGCAAUCGCAAUCCGCCUCCCUUCCCCUGUUCCUGGUGUUCUUCCUCUUCUUCUUCUUCAACCUUUCCCUUACCCCUUUUUUUGCUGUUUAUUUGAUGGGAAAGAAAAAAACCCAGAAAACCAAGCAGAUUUCAGUCGCCAUAGCUGAAACUUCCACCUCCAAAUUACCCGAUGACGGCGGCGGCCACGGCGGUGGUCAAUCUGAACAGCCCAGAAAGAGAGGCCGACCUCGUAAAGUUCUCGAUGAGCCACCGGAUGACAAGAAACUACUACCACCGCCAGCGGCGGAUGUUGCGGAUAAACCGCUGCAGAAGAAGGGUAAAACCACCGGAGAUGAGCCGCCGAUUUCCAUGGAAGGAGCUUCGAAGCAACAAGAAUCGGAAGAACCCAAAUCAGGAGAUGGUUCGAGAAGCAGAGGAAGGAGGAAGAACAAACCCAGAAAAAGUAGCUAACGGAGCAAUCGAUUUGAUGGGGUUUUCAGUAUUGGUUUUGGAUUUUGUUAAUUUGUUGAUCUUUGUUCUUGAAAAAUUAGCCAAAAAAUCACUGUUGAUACCAUUUGUGAUUGAUGUAUCUAUCCAUUGUAGAUUGAAAAAAUUUGACGCUAUGCGAUUCGGGCUCGGGAUGGUA
Molecule: messenger RNA, 918 nt
Organism: Cucurbita maxima (winter squash)
Lineage: Eukaryota; Viridiplantae; Streptophyta; Magnoliopsida; Cucurbitales; Cucurbitaceae
Exons: 1
Coding region: 291-743 (150 amino acids)
Source: RefSeq, a predicted model, not a curated record